AUGAAUAUUUUGGAUGAAUUUAAUACAGAUAAUCCAUGCCCAUCGACGAGUGGCAUAGCGCCGAAAAAAAGAAAAUCCGCGAAUCCAUCACAAUGGAAACGGAAUGUAAUAAAGAAGUCUAUUGCUACUGGAAAGGGCUAUUUAAACUAUAAAGGCCGUGAAAUAGGCGAAAGAAAAACUGGACCGGAUUGUUGUUGUAAGAAGUAUAAGUGUUUUGUUCAAAUAAAUGAAGAAGAUAGGAAACUAAUAUUGGAAAAUUUUAAUAAAUUGGAAGAAACCUAUGUGCAAAACGUAUACUUAGGCGGUUUAAUUAAAACUGAGAAUGUUAAAAGGGAAAGAUCUAAAACUGGUACGGGGAAGAAACGGAGUUGUUCACACAAAUAUUAUAUUAAAUUAGGAAAUAGAAAUAUACAAAUUUGCAGAAAAGGCUUUGCAUCUAUCCAUGGAAUAUCCAAAAAGCGUGUAAACAAUGUUGCUAAAGAGUAUUGGGAUCCUACUGUAACUACACCAGCUCAGUCUAAUCGUGGAAAACAUCAAAAUAGACCAAAUCGUAUUCCAAGUGAAUGGGUUUCUAAAGUUGACUCUCAUAUUAGAAGUUUCCCACGUCGAGAUUUUGAGUCACCUCGUUCAGAUACUUGCAAGAAGUGCGACAUGCUGAGUAACAAACUAAAAGAUAAGACAUUGGAUAGCGAUGAAACCCAACAAAUACAGAUAGAGAAGAGUCUUCAUCAAGCCAAAGCCGACACUUUUUUUGUUGAUUUAAAAGAGAAGAGUCAACUUGCUCUUAAUAAUGAAGAAUGCGAAGUAUUAACAUUUGAUUAUCAGCAGAAUAUGCCAUCACCUAAAAUUCCAGCAGUCAGUGUUACAACGGGAACGCCAGUAUUUGAUUAUUUUCCUAUAAUGAGAAAUGCUCAAGCCCAACUAUCAGUUCUGCCUCAGAAACCGCUGUAUGAUCAUGCAUUGCCGUUGAAAAAGGCUAAAUACAACGAUGUUAUGCAGUUGGUAAAGAACUAUGUUCCACCAAAUAAACUAUAUUUCUACAGGGCCCUUAAAAGUGAAGCUGUCGGACCAACAGAUGAUAUUUCUAGCGAAGACGACGAUGAUCAAGCUGAAGUUAACCUUUAA
Parnassius apollo (apollo) is the source of this 1125-nucleotide messenger RNA. The record is from the annotation of a GenBank genome assembly. Lineage: Eukaryota; Metazoa; Arthropoda; Insecta; Lepidoptera; Papilionidae.